UGGUUCAAAGGUUCCGGUUCAAUUUGCUCCAGCAAACGAAGAAAAAAAACAAAGAAAAGCCGCGGUGUCCUUUUUUUUACUCCUUCCACGGGUGGUGGGAGAGUGUGGCAGUGAAGGCAGCAUGGUGAGGUGUCAGGUGGACUGGGACUGGGUGGGACUGGGACACCGCAUGUAAACUGGUCAGACUGGUCGGGCUGGGACACUUUUCUCCUUAAAGUACAUGAAGCCGCGCGGAGGCUGCUGAUGAUGAUGACGACACUCCGGCUGCUCGGCUUGUUUGUGUGCGCUACAGGUGAGUCGGCGGUGACGUCACGUCGUGAACUAUUUGAAGUGACGCCGGACCUUGUUUUCAGUCGUGGUUCGGGCCGACGAGCCUCCCACGGCGACGUCCGUCACCGCCUGGCUGCGCGACACCGUGCGACUUCCGUGCUACGCCGACAGCCACGUGACGCCGUGGCAGACCGCGUGGUGGAAGGACGGGCAGGACGUGUCCGUGGACGUCCUCGACAGCCCCGCCGCGGACGUCAGACCUCGCGUGGGCUUGCUGGAGGACGGCAGUCUGGACUUCCGGUGGGUGCGCGAGGGGGACGAAGGGGACUACCUGUGCAGCGCCCAGCUUCCGGGGAACGUCACGUGGCGCGCACGCGUCCUGCUGAAGGCGGUCCAGCAAACAUGUCCGUGUCCAUCAACCCCGCCACCGUCCUGUCCAACGGGACGCUGGUCACCUACCGCGGCUCCACCGUCUCCUUCCACUGCGUCGCCGAUUCUUACCCGUCCCAGCAUCUGAACUGGACCUUCAGAGGGGCGGCGGACGUUAACCACUUGUUGGCGUCGUCCCAGGCUCCCUGGCUGGACUUCAGGAUGAAGGACGUGCAGCCCGCCGCUCAGGGGGUCUACAGCUGCUCGGCCAACAACACCGUCAGCCACAACGCCGCCAACAGGAGCGCCCAGCUGCUGGUUUACUAUGUUCCAGACAGGCACCCUGAGUGCACCUGGGUUCAGUCCCAGGACCCCACGGAGGUGCACUUCAGCUGCAGCUGGGAGGGAUCGUACCCGGCGCCCACGCUGCAGUGGGCCGAGGAACAAGGCGACCAGGGGACUCGGCGCGUCUUCGCCUCCGAGGUGACGGACGGCCUGACGGUGGCGCUAAACCGCUCGCUGCUUCUCGGUGGGCAGACCAUCAAGUGCUUGGCGCAGCACCUGGCGCUCGCUCCUGGGCAGGAACGCUCCUGUUCUUUUUUGCUCAAGCCGCCGUAUCCCGAAGGAGAGCCGCUGGCCUCGGCUCAGGAGGGGAGCAACGUCACGCUCACCUGCACGGAGUCCACGUCCGCCCCGCCGGCCAACACCACCUGGAGGCGGGGCCGGGAGCAAGUGGAGAUCGUGGCCGGCGCCAAGUACUUCCUGUCCGUGGACGGCCCCAUCUACCGGCUGACCAUCGCCAACGUCAGCAAGGACGACGAGGGCGUGUACUUCUGCCGCAGCGAGAACCCGCUGGCCGUGUUCGAGCUGGAGGUCUACCUUACAGUGAGAGCUUCCUUGGCUUACACGGGCGCCGUUAUCGGCGUGUUCAUCGCCGCUCUUAUCGUGGCCUCCGCCAUCGUCGUGGCCAAAGUGGUUUACUCCAACCGGCACCGAGUCUGCCUAGGAGGAGCCUUUGGGCGCCCGGGCGACAACGUAGGUGACGUGCUGAGCCUGGUGGAGUCGGACGAUGAGCUCUUCAACGCGCCCGCCCCUCGACUCCCCCCGCUGACGCCCGCGAAUCAAACCACCAUGGUCCAGAUCCACCACAUCCCAUCCGGUGAGCAGGAGGACACAGGGACGACGACGGCCCAGACACAAGAAGAAGAUCAAGAAAAAUUGAGAGAGGAGCUGCCGGAUCUUGUAACAUUUUAGGUGUCUGGCAAUUUUUCUUUUCAUUAUAGUUGAACAUUGACCUCCAACAGAAAUGUGAAGGAUGCUUUUAUAAGGCCGUUACCAAGGUAACUAUUUGUUUCUUUGGUGUGGAGUGACCCAAGUGCCCUUACGUCACCACUCUUGACGCUUUAGAAUGUGACUCGACCGGAAAAGUGGGAGGGGCCGGAUGUCGCCCUCGCCAGUCAGCGAGACGCCGACCAGCCUCACGUAUCGUCUUAAACAAAAAUACAGAAAAAUGUUCAUUGUAUAUUUUUGACGAUUAGAAUUUGGUGUUCAAAUGAUUACUUUUAAAGAGGAUUUCAAUUGUUCUGUAAUAGCUGUAUGAUGUAAUCACAUGUAAAUGAAAAACAUGUCAAUGUUGGUAUGAAAAUGUUUACAGCUAUUACUCUUUUAUUAGCACCUUUCAGAACUUUAGCACCUCUUAAAAUGAUUACUUUAAAACCGUAUUUUCAUGUUGGAAUUAUUUUUGUAUUGAAGUACAAACUAAUACUGAACAUGCACUUGAAAUUAUUCCAUCCAAAAAUGUAAAUUAUUAAAAAUGCUUGACAAAAAUGAUACAGUUAACUUCCUGCUUUUCAAGACUGAUACCAUCCAUCCAUCCAUCCAUUUUCUACCACUUGUCCCUUUUGGGGUCGCAGGGGGUGCUGGAGCCUAUCUCAGCUGCAUUCGGGCGGAAGGCGGGGUACACCCUGGACAAGUCACCACCUCACCAAUAACGUAAUUAUAUUUUUUUUUCUGUAAACGUAAAUUUAACUGUAAUUCGUUUUUCUUUGCGGCUGGAUUUAGGGCAGCUUCUUUAACUACGUGUUUACAAUGAACUCGAGAAGUUUACAGCAAGUAGGAGCAAAGGAGCGUUUGAUUUGCCCGCCUUCAGCACAGUACAGCAAUGUCUCAUUUGAGCAUUUUUUGUUUGUUUUUAAAUUUGAUAAAACAUUUUUACAUUCAGUGGUUUGAUGUAAUUCCUUAUAUUUAUC
Messenger RNA from Entelurus aequoreus (snake pipefish), 2888 nucleotides. RefSeq names its product V-set and immunoglobulin domain containing 10 (gene vsig10). Lineage: Eukaryota; Metazoa; Chordata; Actinopteri; Syngnathiformes; Syngnathidae. Gene Ontology annotation, biological process: cell-cell adhesion. The transcript is spliced from 8 exons. The record is from RefSeq and is a predicted model, not a curated record. The coding region runs from base 244 to 1893 and encodes 549 amino acids. Gene Ontology annotation, cellular component: cell-cell junction. Gene Ontology annotation, molecular function: cell adhesion molecule binding.